Molecule: messenger RNA, 5449 nt
Organism: Cottoperca gobio
Lineage: Eukaryota; Metazoa; Chordata; Actinopteri; Perciformes; Bovichtidae
Gene: thbs1b
Product: thrombospondin 1b
Biological process (GO): cell adhesion; negative regulation of angiogenesis
Cellular component (GO): extracellular region
Molecular function (GO): calcium ion binding; protein binding
Source: RefSeq, a predicted model, not a curated record
CUUAAAAGGGAGAUUUUUAGCGGCCGAUACCAGCAAGGACAAGUUUUCAAUCAAGAAAAAAGAACACGCAAGAUUUGUAUUAUUUCCCUUCUUUUCCCGGUGGAACUUUUUCAUUUUGAAUAAUUCGCCAUAAAUUCAUUCUUGAGGAUUAUUGCUGGAUAUCUAAAUAUUUUUUUGCGGGAUUUUAUUCCUUUUGCUCUGCUGUUUUUCGUUAAACAGGCAGCAGGUUGGUGCUUCACCAUGAAGUUGACAGGGAUAUUUUUGCUAUUGAUGUGUUGGACCUGCGAGAGUGCGCGAGUCGCAGAGAGUCGAGACGACAAUAGCGUGUAUGACUUGUUUGAGCUCGUCAAAGUCCCAAAGAAGAACCACGGGGUCACCCUGGUGAAAGGAGACGACCCGUACAGCCCCGCCUACAAGAUCCUCAACCCGGACCUGAUCCCCCCGGUCCCCGAGAGCGCCUUUAGGGACCUCAUCGAUUCCAUCCACGCCGAGAGGGGAUUCCUCCUCCUGCUCAACUUCAAGCAGUUCAAACGCAGCAGGGGAAGCCUCCUGACCGUGGAGAAGACAGAUGGCUCCGGACCCGUGUUUGAGAUCGUCUCCAACGGCAAGGCGAACACCUUGGACAUAGUUUUCUCCACCGAGAACAAGCAGCAGGUGGUUUCCAUUGAAGAUGUGAAUCUGGCUACGGGCCAGUGGAAGAAUAUCACGCUGUUCGUGCAGGAGGACCGGGCGCAGCUGUACGCGGGAUGCGAGGAUGUGAACACAGCAGAGCUGGAUGCGCCCAUCCAGAGCAUCCUGACGCUGGAGACGCCGGCCAGCUCGCAGCUCAGGAUUGGCAAGGGAGCCGUGAAGGACAGGUUCACGGGUGUCCUACAAAACGUGCGGUUUGUGUUUGGAGCAUCACUGGAAGCCAUCCUUCGCAACAAAGGAUGCCAAAGCUCCAUAACGACUGACUCCAUGAUCCUGGAGAACCUCAAUGGCUCUUCGGCCAUCAGAACAGAGUACACUGGACACAAGACUAAAGACCUGCAGAUGGUCUGUGGCUUCUCCUGCGAGGACCUGAUCAGCAUGUUUAAGGAGCUGAAGGGCCUUGGUGUGGUGGUGAAGGAGCUGUCCAAUGAACUCCGCCAGCUGACGGAUGAGAACAAACUGAUUAAGAACCGCAUUGGCAUUCACAGUGGCGUCUGCAUCCACAACGGCAUUGUGCACAAGAACAGAGACGAGUGGACCGUCGAUGACUGCACAGAGUGCACUUGUCAGAACUCUGCUACUGUGUGCCGCAAGAUCUCCUGCCCCCUGAUCUCCUGUGCUAAUGCUACUGUUUCUGAUGGAGAGUGCUGCCCACGCUGUGGAACACUGAGCGACUAUGCAGAAGACGGCUGGUCGCUGUGGUCUGAAUGGACCCAUUGUUCUGUGUCAUGUGGGCGGGGCAUACAGCAGCGUGGGCGCUCUUGCGACCGUAUCAAUAACAACUGCGAGGGCACCUCUGUGCAGACCCGCGACUGCUACCUCCAGGAGUGUGACAAGCGAUUUAAGCAGGACGGCAACUGGAGCCAUUGGUCACCCUGGUCAUCCUGCUCCGUCACUUGUGGUGCUGGUGUCAUAACCCGUAUCCGUCUUUGCAACUCCCCCACCCCUCAGCUUGGAGGAAAGAACUGCGAGGGAGAAGGCCGACAAACCGAGGCGUGUCAGAAAUCUCCAUGCCCCAAAGUGUCUAACCCUUGCUUUGCUGGAGCCAAGUGCACCAGUUUACCUGAUGGUUCCUGGAAGUGUGGAAAGUGCCCAGCUGGCUACACCGGCAAUGGCAUCAAGUGCAAAGAUAUUGAUGAGUGCAAGGAGGUCCCAGAUACUUGCUUUGAGUUUAAUGGUGUGCACCGCUGUGAGAACACAGAUCCUGGCUACAACUGUCUGCCCUGUCCUCCUCGCUACUCAGGACCCCAACCGUUUGGCAAGGGUGUGGAGCAGGCUGCUGCUAAGAAACAGGUGUGCACGCCCCGUAAUCCCUGCCUCGAUGGAAGCCAUGACUGCAACAAAAACGCCCGUUGUAACUACCUUGGACACUUUGCCGAUCCCAUGUACCGCUGUGAGUGCAAACCCGGCUAUGCUGGCAACGGCCAUAUCUGUGGAGAGGACACAGAUCUGGAUGGCUGGCCCAAUGCUGACUUGGUUUGUGUGGAGAACGCCACCUACCACUGCAAAAAGGACAACUGUCCGAACCUCCCCAACUCUGGACAGGAAGAUUACGAUAAGGACGGCGUUGGAGAUGCUUGCGACAAUGAUGAUGACAAUGAUGGCAUUCCUGACGAUAGAGAUAACUGUCCAUUCGUGUACAACCCCAGGCAGUAUGACUAUGACCGCGAUGAUGUGGGUGACCGCUGUGACAACUGCCCCUACAAUAGUAACCCAGACCAAACAGACACAGACAACAACGGAGAGGGAGACGCCUGCGCUGUGGACAUUGAUGGAGAUGGGAUAUUGAAUGAGAAGGACAACUGUCCCCAUGUGUACAAUGUCGACCAGAGAGACACAGAUCUGGACGGAGUGGGAGACAUGUGCGAUAACUGCCCUCUGGAACAUAAUCCAGAUCAGGUGGAUUCAGAUGAUGACCGGGUGGGAGACAAGUGUGACAGCAACCAGGACAUUGAUGAGGACGGACACCAGAACAACCUGGACAACUGUCCAUACAUCCCUAACGCCAACCAGGCUGACCAUGACAAGGAUGGCAAGGGAGACGCCUGUGACCAUGAUGACGACAACGACGGCAUCCCUGAUGACAAGGACAACUGCAGACUGGCCUUCAACCCUGACCAACUGGAUUCUGACGGUGAUGGCCGUGGAGAUGCUUGCAAAGAUGACUUUGACCAAGACAACGUACCUGACAUCUAUGAUGUAUGCCCAGAGAACUUUGACAUUAGUGAGACGGACUUCCGCCAGUUCCAGAUGGUUCCUCUUGACCCCAAAGGCACCUCGCAGAUUGAUCCUAACUGGGUUGUCCGCCAUCAGGGCAAAGAACUGGUUCAAACUGUCAACUGCGACCCUGGCAUUGCUGUUGGUUACCACGAGUUCAAUUCAGUGGACUUCAGUGGAACUUUCUUCAUCAACACAGAGAGGGAUGAUGAUUACGCCGGCUUUGUGUUUGGCUAUCAGUCCAGUUCCAGGUUCUAUGUGGUCAUGUGGAAGCAGAUUACGCAGACGUACUGGUCGAAUAAACCCACCAAGGCCCAGGGCUACUCUGGCCUGUCCAUCAAAGUGGUUAACUCCACCACUGGCCCAGGAGAGCAUCUGAGGAAUGCCCUCUGGCACACAGGAAAUACCCCAGGACAGGUCCGCACUCUCUGGCAUGACCCUAAGAACGUUGGAUGGAAAGACUUCACUGCCUACAGAUGGCAUCUGAUCCACAGACCAAGAACAGGACUUAUUAGAGUUGUGAUGUACGAGGGCAAGAAGAUCAUGGCAGAUACUGGUAGCAUCUACGACAAGACAUAUGCUGGUGGCAGGCUUGGUCUUUUUGUCUUCUCACAAGAGAUGGUAUACUUCUCAGACCUCAAGUAUGAAUGCAGAGAUGUCUAAAUGCACGGCGCAGGAAGCUCUGAGGAAUGCACCUUUUUUGUAUAAAGUAUGAACUUAUGUAUUCUGAUGCAAAGUCCAGGGACAGAUUUAUCUCCGCAUCUCUUUCUUCUGCGGCACGCGCACUCAGACGAGGCGAAGGGCAUGUGGUCAGCUCAGGGUAACUUGAAGCUGGUUCGGGCAGAGCACCAACCGGUUGACUGCCAGUUGAGGAUCAGAGAGCCCCUUCUCCUCCACCCUUAGCAUCCACGAGAGCAGGGAGAGCUGGGAGAGCUGGGGAAAAGAGAAAACAAGCCCUCUAGCUUCGCCAGUAGGACACAAACACCUUUCUAUCCCAGCUCUGCCUGCUUUCUCGCUCUCUGAAAACCUCAUUCAUCUCUGUGCGGGAGCGGCUCCCCAUAGACAACUAUGCACUUCCAAGCCUUUACAUCUCUCUCUCUCUCUCUCUCUCUCUUUCUUUCGGUCUCACCUCUUCAGCCUGUGUGCCUUUCUACCCUGCCUUCUGGAUGGAUAUCCCAAAGAAAAAAAACUGAUGAAAUAUUCCUUUUGCUUUACCAGAUCUGCCAUGAUGUAGAUUCUGAAUGAUAUCACUUUUGAGGACUCAGAGGAUGAAGACAGCAAUAACAUUUUUUAGGGAUCUUGGUUGUUAAGGACUUAAGAAAACUGUUGGGAGUGGUGCGGGUUACAAAUAAGGGGAACAUGAUGUCGUGGAUGUUUGUGGUCAUGUAUGUACUGUAUGUGGAAGACUGGAACAAGGAAGUGCUUUUACCCAUCUACUAAUAGAGAAAUACAAAAUUAAAUUUAGGUUAGUUAUUUCUUUUAACUUAGAAGUAUCGUGGGCUUUGUUGAUGCCAUCUGGUUGACUAAACAACUCUCAGGGUGAGAUGGAAGUUGAGACCUUCCCAUAUCAAACCAGUAAGAAAAAAUAAGAAUUAUUUUGCAUAAAAUUAAUAGAGCCAGUGUUUCCUCCAAAAUACUCCCCAUCUUACAUCAAAACCUUGGUCAUUGAAGAGAUUUAUCUCCCUCGGCUUCUGAGGAUUUCAAUUUUAAAUUAUGUAAAUACAUGUAAUUUAUUGACUCUUACCUACAAUGUAGGCAGCAAAAGGAAAUUUGAAUGCUUUGAAAAAGUAAAAGAAAUCCAUCCAAUAUCAAAUCAGGUACAGCCAGGCAUCAGUGUCUAUCAUCUCCCGCUGUACCAUGCUAGAUAGGGCUAUCUAGCAUGAAGUGUAUGUGACUUGUGUGCCUUUUCUUCAGAGAGAGAUGAAAUCUUUGAUGUACAAAUAUUACCUCAUUGCUGUUGUAUAAUUUGAUUAAACAAAAACACAACCUACACAAACUUUUUCAUAUUCCUUUGAAAUGACGGACGUCUUAGUGCCACUGUAGCAUGAGCUGUAAAUAGUAAAGACAUUUCAUAUCUAAAAACACAACGAGUUCCCAAUCCCAUGAUCUACCCGAGUGACAGUAACAGUACAAGGGGAGAUAUCUUUUUUUUAUAAAUAAUUUUUGCUCUAUCCUGUAUGUCCAAUGCUGUUUUUAGCAGAUAAAUUAUUGUUUUGUCUUAGCUGUUUGUGAGAGGUUGAUUUGUGUGUGUGCGUGUGUGUAGAUAAAUGCUAUUUAAAUAAUUUAUCAGGAUUUGUCGGCUUACCAAAGGCCACACGUCCAUCUGUAUAAACGGUUUGCACACUGACGUGAGGAUGUUCUGUUCUUUAUCGUUUUUACCUUCUUUGUUAUUGUGUAUCAAUGUUACCAUUGUUUUUUGUACAAUUAGUUUUGCUUGUCUGUAAACAUUUUCUUAGUUGUACAAAGCGAAAAUGCUGUUUUUAUUCAUAGCCCUUAUUUUGUUACAUACUUCAAGACAAUAAAUAGUUGUUAAAAUUCUCAA